UCAGCAACUCCCUCUCUCUAAUCUCUCUCUCUUUUUUUGUAUAUAAAAGGUCUCAUUCCAUUAUUUAUUACCUUCUUCUCCAUCUCUCUGUUCAUACAACUCUCUCUCUAUUGGCUUCUAAAAAUCAUUAGCAAUUAAGAAAUGGCUGCAGAAGUGAGCUCAAUGGUGAAGAGAAAUUCAUCAGAAAUUCUGAUAACAAGGGACUUGCUUGCACAGUUUUCUAAAGUUAGGAACCAUAAAGAUUUGGAUCUCAAGGAUUUACAAUUGUCUCUUGACUUCAAGGCAGAGAUAGCAUACACAGAACACAGAAGAAGCAACUCACCAACUUCACCGUUAUCGUCGUCGUCUUCGUCGCUUGUUCAACGACACAGCCGAAGCCAAGAUUGUGAUAAAAAUUCUCCACCAUUGAAAUUCUUGGAAGAAAGCAGUUUGCAAUUAAAGCUUGUAAGUGAAUGCCAAAGUGUUUGCACCAUUGAUAAGGUUAAAAAUGCUCUAGCAAAAGCAGAGAACGAAACAAUAUUGAAGAGAAAAUGUCAUCAAUUACAAGAAGAAGAAGAAGUAAAAAUGAAAAUAUCUUCUUCUUCUAGUAGUAAUGGAAUGUUUGCUGCUGGAUGCCCUUCUUGCUUAAUGUAUGUCAUCAUACUGAAGACAAACCCUAAAUGUCCGCGUUGCGAUUCUCUCGUUCCGUCUCCAUCGCCAUUGAAGAAGCCUCGGAUUGAUCUCAACAUUUCAUUACUUUGAUUUUACUCCAUUUUUUUACCUUAAACAUCCAUUGUAAAGUCAAGUAGAUGUAUUAUAUAUUCAUAAAAAAAAAAAAGUAGAUGUAUUAUGUAUGUUCUACUCUUCUUUAUAUUUUUACCAUUCUUUUAUUUAUUUUUUUGUGGAGAGAAAAAAAAAAUUGGGAGGUCAAAUUUUGUGUCAAGUCAUUAGAUAUGCAUUUAUAAGGUUCAAAUUUAGAUGUAUAUACCAUACAACAUUUAUUUAUAUUAAAUAAUUUUAUCAGUU
Molecule: messenger RNA, 1005 nt
Organism: Mercurialis annua (annual mercury)
Lineage: Eukaryota; Viridiplantae; Streptophyta; Magnoliopsida; Malpighiales; Euphorbiaceae
Exons: 2
Coding region: 142-741 (199 amino acids)
Source: RefSeq, a predicted model, not a curated record